This is a messenger RNA of Serpula lacrymans var. lacrymans S7.9, 1227 nucleotides long. RefSeq lists its product as uncharacterized. NCBI's taxonomy places the organism in Eukaryota, Fungi, Basidiomycota, Agaricomycetes, Boletales, Serpulaceae. The record is from RefSeq and is a predicted model, not a curated record. The coding region runs from base 142 to 1137 and encodes 331 amino acids. The transcript is spliced from 6 exons.
AAGAUACCCGCGCACGUGGGCUUUCAUGUAUAAAGCAACACCUGCUGCGCAAUGUCCAUUCCCGCCCAUAUACCACCGUCACACAUACUACUCAUCUCAUUCUUUUUUCAGAUUUCCUCCUUUCAACAUCUUCAUCAAACCAUGGCAUUAUAUUCCCGUCAUCCACGUUUCACGAUAGCUUUACUUGUCUUAAUUUUCAUUUUCGUUCUUUUAUUUGCCAACUCGGGAUCGCCAGACAUGUUGGAGCGCCCAUAUCCCGUGGCUUUGAGCAAGACAACAUCUCUACCGCCAGGCUUCUUUGUUCAGGAACAACUGAAGUUAAAUGAGGCGCACUAUCAGGACAUGCUUGAACAACGGCAAGGUCUGAUCGCAAAGUGGGGGCCGACAGCAGAAAAGGUCGAUCCUUUCCCAUCGAACGGCGAAUUCUACACACUUUGGGAUUUCUUCCUACCGUCUUUCAGAUGUCCACACAAAGUUGAACGUGUUGGUAUCAUGGGUGACGGGGGCAAAUGGACUUGCGGAUUGGAACGUGUCAUUCCAAAGAAGAACUGUGUCAUGUAUUCUUUUGGCAUUAAUGGCGAAUCAUCUUAUGAAGCUGAAAUUAUGGAGCGGGCCAAAGGAUGCCAGCUCUAUGGAUAUGAUUUCAGUGUAUACAGCUUUGGGCCUGAGAUUGAACACGUUCCCUCCAUCAAAGCCCGCUCGCAUUUCUACUCGUAUGCACUAGGGCCUAAAGAUGCCUAUGCAACCGAAGACUUCCCAAAGACUUACAGCCUCCGCACACUCAUGGAGAAAAAUGGUCACGACUUUAUCGACAUUCUCAAAGUCGAUAUCGAAGGCGGAGAAUUCGAAUCUCUCGAUACUUUCAUCGACAGCUUCGACGGAGAGCCAUUACCCUUUGGCCAGUUACAACUGGAAGUACAUGCCUUCCGAAGCGAGACUGUCACAGAUUUCGCCAAGUUCUUGAAAUGGUGGGAGAAGCUUGAAAGAGCGGGAUUGAGACCGUUCUUUUCCGAGCCGAACUUGGUCUAUGUGAAUCUGGUCAGGGGCGUUCGACCAGAUCUGAUAGAAUAUUCUUUCAUUAACAUCAGGGGUAACCACGAGUUGGUAUCCGACGGAUUCCUUCAUCACCAAAAGUAAUGACAAAUAUUGUAUAAUACAUAUACAUUUUACAUAGGACACUACGCAUUUUCUACUGUACCCAAUACAAUCCUAUCACAUUUGAACCAC